Molecule: messenger RNA, 755 nt
Organism: Rhineura floridana
Lineage: Eukaryota; Metazoa; Chordata; Lepidosauria; Squamata; Rhineuridae
Gene: CETN2
Product: centrin 2
Exons: 5
Coding region: 134-652 (172 amino acids)
Biological process (GO): mitotic cell cycle; centriole replication; nucleotide-excision repair
Cellular component (GO): centriole; centrosome
Molecular function (GO): calcium ion binding
Source: RefSeq, a predicted model, not a curated record
AGCGGCGUGAGGGCAGAGGAGCCAAUGGGGAGGCGUGAUAUUCAGAGGGACUGAUGUUCUGGUGACGGUUGAGCUCACCGAUUUUUUCCUAUCGCCUCAGGACCGGCUCGGAUCCCGACGGUCCCGGCUCGGGAUGGCCUCCAGCUACAAGAAGGCACCACUGGGAGCUCCACCCCAGAGAAAGAAGGCAGCUCCCAAAACUGAGCUCACUGAAGAGCAGAAGCAGGAGAUCCGGGAGGCCUUUGAUUUAUUUGAUACAGAUGGGACUGGGACCAUUGAUGUGAAAGAAUUGAAGGUUGCUAUGAGAGCACUUGGGUUUGAACCCAGGAAAGAUGAGAUCAAGAAAAUGAUCUUAGAUAUUGACAAGGAGGGAACUGGAAAGAUAACCUACCACGACUUCUUAGGAGUGAUGACCCAGAAAAUGGCUGAAAAAGAUUCAAAAGAAGAGAUUCUGAAAGCCUUCAAACUGUUUGAUGAUGAUGAAACUGGCAAAAUCUCUUUCAAAAACCUCAAACGUGUGGCCAAAGAACUGGGGGAGAAUCUUACAGACGAGGAACUGCAGGAAAUGAUUGAUGAAGCUGAUCGGGAUGGAGAUGGAGAGGUCAAUGAGCAAGAGUUCUUGCGAAUCAUGAAGAAGACCAGCCUCUACUGAGAUGCUUGGCAGCUUGUGUGUGUGUAUUUUUUUGUUGAAUCUCAUUGUCUUGUCAGCUGAGUUCAACCUCCGUGGUGCCUGCUUUGGAAGGGAUCAGCAGCAG